This is a messenger RNA of Adineta ricciae, 993 nucleotides long. The record is from the annotation of a GenBank genome assembly. Lineage: Eukaryota; Metazoa; Rotifera; Eurotatoria; Adinetida; Adinetidae.
AUGGGAAAACAGUCGAGUCCAAAACGGUUGACUUCGAUGGCUCUAUCAGCUUCGAAAUCAAUCGAUGUGAAAGCCCGUAAGCGUAUUGAAGAACUGUAUGAGUUAACUGAUGAAAUUAUCAAUGCGUACAACGAAAUUGAUGAGAAAUACAUCAAUCAAAUCUAUGGAAAAUAUAAACGACUGCAAGAUGUGAACAAGAAGUUGAAAGAACAACUGAAGCAACACCAUUGCGCGGGUUGUAAAUGUUCGUUUCGAGCGGAAAGUAACGCGGAAGUAGUAGACGGUGAUGAUGAAAGUGAAGAAUCGAAUGAUAAUGACGAAUACCGACCAAGAAAAAAAUACAGUUCAGCUGCAGCAACAACAGAUUCUACUAUCACACGAAGUAAAAAAGCAAAUAAUCCUUUCAUCAUAUCCGAUAUUGAAGAUACACAAAACUUCGAUGGGAACGAUAGUCGAUUCGCCAAAAAUGUAUCUAAUGACGAAGAAGGUGAUAUAUCUAUGGAUACAGCUGAAAAUCAAGCUAAAUCAACACCCACACAAAAUAACGAAGCCGAAGAUGCAAGUGAAGAAGAUAUGGCGGUGCUGUGGUCAUGGGCCGCUCAAAUUGAUGAGAAUAAUGAUGGUGAAAACGGGAUGUCUGGUUUGCCGCGAGCAUUACAAGAAGUUAUUCGACGAAAAGCUGAACGAAAUAUAAAAGAUAAGUCUUAUCUCUUACAGAUUCCACGUUAUCCAGCUUUAUGUGAAUUUCUUCGUGAUAAAUCUCGCACGUCAUUUGAUCAUCGGCCAACCGAAGCACAAGUUCGUCCAUUAAUUGCCAGUUGUUUCAGUCACCAUUUUGCUAGUGAUGCGAAGGCACGUAUGCGCGUUCGCGAUGACUUACGCGAAGUGCAUCGAUCAUAUAUGCGAACAUUCAUGCAAGACCCACGUGUUGUAGGAGCGAAAUCAUCUGCUCAGAAGGCGAAACACCUCGUUGUGAAGAAAAGUCCCACUUAG